Molecule: messenger RNA, 1726 nt
Organism: Ctenocephalides felis (cat flea)
Lineage: Eukaryota; Metazoa; Arthropoda; Insecta; Siphonaptera; Pulicidae
Gene: Shmt
Product: serine hydroxymethyltransferase, cytosolic
Exons: 8
Coding region: 245-1642 (465 amino acids)
Biological process (GO): purine nucleobase biosynthetic process; L-serine catabolic process; tetrahydrofolate interconversion
Cellular component (GO): nucleus; cytosol; cytoplasm
Molecular function (GO): mRNA regulatory element binding translation repressor activity; protein homodimerization activity; serine binding
Source: RefSeq, a predicted model, not a curated record
UAAUAAUCGCUAAAAUAUUAUUUCACUUCAAUGUUGAAUUUAACUGUUAAUUUAAAGGUUCUUGUGCUAUUCGUAAUUAGAGGUUAAACUGCGAUAAACUUUAACCUGUUGCUUGCGUCCAUGCGGUUAAAUAAACACUUAUAUGCAUUCAUUCUCAUAGUUUCUUUAGCAUUUGUUCCAUAACAUACUAUUACUGCAAACACAAACGUCGGAUUACCAAGUGGUUUUUAGGAAAAACUCAAACAUGAGUACUGCAGCACUCCAUGCCAACUUAUGGGAUUUCGAUCCUGAAUUAUUUGAUCUUAUUAAAAAGGAAAAAAAUCGACAAUUGUCAGGACUAGAAAUGAUUGCCAGUGAAAAUUUUACAUCUUUGCCAGUACUGCAGUGCUUAAGCACCUGUCUACAUAAUAAAUAUAGCGAAGGUCUUCCAGGACAAAGGUAUUAUGGAGGAAAUGAAUAUAUUGAUCAAAUUGAAAUAUUAUGUCAGAAAAGGUGUUUAGAAGCGUAUAAACUUGAUCCAGAGUUGUGGGGUUGCAAUGUUCAGCCUUAUUCAGGUUCUCCAGCUAAUUUAGCUGUUUACACUGGAAUUGUAGAACCUCAUGGCCGAAUAAUGGGUUUAGAUUUACCGGAUGGUGGUCAUUUAACACAUGGAUUUUUUACACCAACCAAAAAAAUUUCUGCCACUUCUAUUUUCUUUGAAAGUAUGCCAUACAAGGUUCAUCCAGAAACCGGACUCAUUGAUUAUGAUAAAUUAGAAGAAACGGCUCGUUUGUUUAAACCUAGAGUUAUUGUUGCAGGGACUUCAUGCUAUUCACGUUGCUUGGAUUAUAAGCGUUUUCGACAAAUUGCAGAUAUCAAUGGUGCAUAUUUAUUUUCUGAUAUGGCGCAUAUUUCAGGACUUGUAGCAGCAGGCAUUAUCCCAAGUCCAUUCGAAUACAGUGAUGUAGUGAGUACAACAACUCACAAGACACUUAGAGGUCCUAGGGCAGGAGUAAUUUUCUUCCGUAAAGGUGUAAGAUCUGUUAAAGCAAAUGGAGACAAAGUGAUGUAUGAUUUAGAAUCUCGAAUAAAUCAGGCAGUUUUUCCUGGGUUGCAAGGAGGACCCCAUAAUAAUGCAAUAGGUGCUAUUGCCACUGCCAUGAAGCAAGCAAAAAUGCCAGAAUUUAUAAACUACCAAAAGCAGGUUGUGGCAAAUGCAAGAAAGUUAUGCGAUGAACUGAAAGCUCGUGGAUAUAAAAUAGCAACAGAUGGUACAGAUGUUCACUUAGUUCUAGUAGAUUUGAGACCUGUUGGUAUUACUGGUGCAAGAGCAGAAUAUAUUUUGGAAGAAGUCAAUAUAGCAUGUAAUAAAAAUACUGUUCCUGGUGAUAAAAGUGCUCUUAAUCCAAGUGGCAUCAGAUUAGGAACACCUGCACUUACAACAAGAGGUCUUGUUGAGAAGGAUAUGGAGCAAGUAGUUGAUUUUAUUGACAAGGCUUUACUGUUAUCAAAAGAGAUAACCGCUAUUUCUGGACCAAAAUUAGUUGAUUUUAAGAAAGUUUUGCAUUCAGAUGAUGUUAUUCAGAAUAAAAUUAAAAAUUUGCGAAAUGAUGUUGCACAAUACAGCCAGAAAUUUCCUUUGCCUGGAUACCCUGAAUAUUAACUAUUAAGUAUUUCACACUAAAUCUAUAAAAUAAACAUGCAAAUUGUUUUAAAUGCAAAACACAUGUACAUGCAUACAUUUACA